Molecule: messenger RNA, 883 nt
Organism: Andrographis paniculata
Lineage: Eukaryota; Viridiplantae; Streptophyta; Magnoliopsida; Lamiales; Acanthaceae
Exons: 5
Coding region: 128-592 (154 amino acids)
Biological process (GO): maturation of SSU-rRNA from tricistronic rRNA transcript (SSU-rRNA, 5.8S rRNA, LSU-rRNA)
Cellular component (GO): 90S preribosome; preribosome, small subunit precursor; nucleolus
Source: RefSeq, a predicted model, not a curated record
GUCGAAUCGGGUCAUUUAAAUUCAAUUAUUUUUGGGUAUCUGCAGCUCAUACUUCUCCCUAAACCCUCGUCGAGUUGUUCAAGAUACAGAGAAAAGAGGAGAAAGCGCCCAAUUGGAUUAGCUUCCAAUGGGUAAAACCAAUCCGCGAUUGAAUGGAAAAACUCGUUCGGAGCACAAGUUCGAGAAGAAGCUUCAGUUUUAUGAAUCUGUGAGGAGUUCAGUUGCUACAAAAGCUAUUAGCAAGGAGACUCAGAAAAGAAAACGUCGAAGGCAGAAGAAAUUAAAGGCAUAUGAUUUGUCUUCCCUCUCUGAAUAUCUUCCUGACGUAAAGGCACCCAAGGAAUCGAAAGAUGCUGAAUUCAAACUCAACUGCAAAAGUAGAAAUAUUCUAGUGCUGAAAGAGAGUAAUCAGUUCAAGACAGUAGUUACACAUCCGGUUUUUCAAUCUGAUCCACUUGCUGCCAUUCAUCAACAUUUGCAGAACACACAGCCUUUUGUAGAUGUAAAGACUACGAGAAAGAAUGGUAAAGCUGGAAAAAAGACAAAGAAGGUGAAGAAUAAAUUGAAAGAUUCACAGUUAAUGGAGAUCUAAUGCAUCGAUUUAGCUGCCUUCAUCUCAAUAGUUUCCUCACCCUACUUUUCAACACUUUGUGUGUGUGUGUGUGUGUGACUUUGCACUUGCCAUUGGCUCCUGCAACUAUCUUAUGACUGAAAAAUGCGAGCAACAUAGUGGGAUCUUGUUAGCCAGACUGUCUCACUGAUUUGUUGGCUAAUGUGUAAGAGCGAAGGCUUGUCGUAAAAGGCUGUUCAUAUGACUUAUGAACUAUUUGGAAGAGCUUAUAUGCACAUGAAAUUUAUAUGAUAACACCUAUGUUGAUUUUAA